GGAACACACUUGGUGCCUUUAAUUCGUCUUAUUAUAAACAGUUCUAUGACUGCCUUAAGAGGAAGCUGGAAAUAAUACCCUGAUGAGCUGCAGUGUGCAGCGCAAGGAAUUUAACACUUUUUCCUGGCGCUGGCAGAGCGCAUGAUGUGAGAGGCAGAUGAGGGUCUGGUGAGAGGGUGAGGUCUAGGAUUUGGGGGUUCUUCUCCCUGUUUCGGCAAAGGACGUGGGUUCACGCAGAGAAAGAGCUGGACGUUUGUUUUGGGCACGGAGGUGGCAAGCACACAGGUCUUCCAGGAAGAGAGUUUGUUCCUGAUCCACCCGCCUGGCAGCUUUUGCCCCUCUUCCCGCAAGCAUGGAGCCACGGUCCUCAGUGUUGGUGCUGCUGUUACUGAGCCUGGCCAGGCCAACUCUGUCAGGUCCUGAACCAAUCACCGGGCCAAGAUGUACCUACACCUUCAUCUUGCCCCAGCAGAAGUUCACAGGAGCAGUGUGCUGGAGCAGUGUCCGUCCUCCUGCUGAAACUCCAGGCCCCAAUCGUAGCGAGGUGGAGGAACUCCAUGACCAGCUGAGCCGGCAGCAGGCACAAAUGGAUGAGCUACGGCGACUGGUGGAGGUGGAUGGGGCCAUGGUGAGCGAGGUCAAGGCGUUGCGCAAGGAAAGCCGCAAUGUCAAUGCCCGGGUCACCCAGCUCUAUACUCAGCUGCUUCACGAGAUUCUUCAGCGACGAGAACGGCCAGUGCAGACCUCUCAGCUUGAAGGGCGGGUAGCCAAUGCUUCUGCUGAGGCCGCACGGGUGGCUGCCAAUUAUCGUCAGCUGGAAGGGAAGUACAAUGCUUUGGCCGCCCUUGUCAACAAUCAGAGUGCCCUCAUCAGCCGCCUAGAGAGAGAGUGCCAGCAAGGAGCAGCUGGCAGGGAGGUGCGCCCACAGCCCCCUUUGGCACCAGUGGUACCUCACAGUCUUGCAAGCAUCUCAAAUGAAAGCAGAGCCCACUUUGACACUGUCAAUGACAUCCAGCGAGACCAGACAGCAUCUGCCCAGCACUGGUCUGACAAGGCUCCCUCCCCUCUGGAUGGCACUCCUCUCCUCCCUGCUGUGGGGCCCACCGAAUCUACAGGGCCUUGGUCUGACUGUCAAGCAGCUCAACAGGAUGGGCAACCCAGUGGCAUCAUCAUGCUGCAACCAGUUCAUGCCCGGGGUAUCAUCCAGGUCUGGUGUGACCAGGAGUACGACGGAGGUGGCUGGACAGUGAUCCAGCGGCGGCAGGAUGGAUCGGUCAAUUUCUUUACCACUUGGCAGCAUUACAAGAACGGUUUUGGGAACCUGGAAGGGGAGCACUGGCUGGGCCUGGAAUCCAUUCACUUGCUGACCCGCCAGGGUUCAUACAUGUUGCGUGUGUUGAUGGAAGAUUGGAGUGGGCGACAGGCCCAGGCUGAGUACAGUACCUUUGCUCUGGAGCCCGAGAAUGACUUCUAUCGGUUACGGCUGGGCAAAUAUCAAGGCAACGCUGGAGACUCUCUCUCUUGGCAUAAUAGCCGACAGUUCAGCACUCUUGACCACGACCACGAUGCUUACUCAGGGAACUGUGCCCAUUACCAGAAAGGUGGCUGGUGGUACAAUAUGUGUGCCCACUCCAAUCUCAAUGGCAUCUGGUACAAGGGCGGUCACUACCGAAGCCGCUAUCAGGAUGGAGUCUACUGGGCAGAGUUUCGUGGUGGUGCCUACUCCCUCCGCAAGGUGGUAAUGAUGAUCCGGUCAGCGCAAGGCAACUAAGUUCCAUUCUUAGCCACAGAAAAGAAGACCAGCCAAAUGAAAAAUCCAGAUGGAUGUACUUCAAAAGAGAAUUCACUGAACUCUGGAUACACACCAUGCUUUUUUAUUCUCUAGGACUGACCUCAGGGGGAAACAACUUUAACUGUCUGUGCAUUGCACUGAUUGGCUGGGGGCUUUGUCCUUCACAGACGCACCCGCCCACCCGCUUCUCAAGCCAUUUUGCAGCUUUCAUAGAAUGUGUUGCUUUUAUCUUUUGUCAAAAGAAGGUGCUACAGUAUCCCAAAUAGUACUUCAAACCAUUUUUAAAAUCCUUGAAAUCUGGCAAAAAAAGAAAAACACCUAGUAUACUGAGACACCAUGUGGCAGAAAGCAAUAUCGUAGGCUUUCCAGGAUCUUUAUUCUAAAAAUACUUUGGGCUUUUCCCUGCUACAGUUCUCCCCACCCAUCCUUGAGUCAACAGAAAAUGAUACUGACAUUUGCUGUCCCUGUUGUUGCCAGCCCUAGUCCCUGCAAGUGACCUCAGUCCCUCCAAGGUAACAAAACUUUUGUUUGACACACCCUGGGGCUGCCCUUGGAAAAUGUCAGGGUAAAGGAAAAAUAUUUUCGUCACCGGUACAUCAAAUGACAACUUAGAUCUGUCUUAUUCACAGGCUAGGGAUGAGAAGGCAGGGUAGGGGGAAAAAAAGAUGUUGUCAGGACACAUUUGUCCCAUGGGGACACAGCCUUUGGGAUGCAUCCUUACCCUUGCCCUGGCAUUGUGCCAGGGGAAAUUCACUUUCCAAGUGGAGCUCUCCGGUCUGGCUCCAACCGGGAGUCUUCCAAUGGGAGUGCUGCAAUCUCCAACCUGCCUGCAUGCCCUACACAGAUUUUGACAUUGAAGUCGUCUGACCAGAGCAAAAGACUUCUCCCUGCCCAGUUUUUACAGAUGGACACUGAGAGCAAAAUUGGCCUUCACGCAGCAAUUGAGGUUACUUGGGUCACUCUCUUACUUGUGUAAGGGUACCUACAUUGUCACCCCAGGAUUUAUUUUGAAAGGGUGCUUUUGUUAAACCUGCUAGGUCUCUUUUAACAGCUGAUGUGGCUCAUAUGCUAUUUCCCCUACUUGUCUAGAUACAAAUUCUGUUCCAGAGAAAAUAAAAUCCUGAAUAUAAAAUCCUGCAAAUACAAAUCCUGCAAAUGAAGACAGCUGAAUUUAUUAUGGAUAACACUGCCUUUCUCACUUGUUUCUCCCCCCCCCCAACCAAAAGUCUGCACCAAAGAAACCCACCUUCUGCCCUCAGAAUAAAGCACACGCAUCUUCAGAACUGCUGGAUUUAAUUCUGAAUUCUAGUGAAGUUCUUCCUGAUGUGAAAGUCCUUCAACAGGGAUUACAAACCCAGUCUUCAGCAUCUCUUUAACCCCUCUUAGGUCUUCAUUCCAUUAAGAGGUUCAAUGGCUUAACAACUGUACAAAGAAAGAGAGGGACAGUUCCUUCCAAUCGGGUGGGGCAAUCACACAGCUGUAGCAGAGCUGCAAAGAGAGGGAACUCUCAGGCAGAUCUGUGUAUCACCCUGCUAUGAACUCACCUCUGUAAGCCAUCAUCUCAGCUCUUCCCUAGUAAGAAUGAGAAUAAGGUGAAUGUGUAAAGCUAUAUUGUGCAUGUAGUUGAGUCCAGACCAUUAUGUAUUCUUUCCAUUUGUACCUUGGAAUGACUGGAUCUAGGAAAGUGUUUUAUACUAGGUCAGACUAUUUGGUCAUCUAGCAUAUAGUGUCUAUUCUGAGGGAGACGGGCUCCCUAGAGUCUCCUGCAGAGGUCCUAUACAUUCCCUGGUGCUGCCAGGUGGAAAUGCCUGAAAGUGAAUCUGGGACAUUUGCCUCUU
Python bivittatus (Burmese python) is the source of this 3630-nucleotide messenger RNA. RefSeq names its product angiopoietin like 6 (gene ANGPTL6). Gene Ontology annotation, cellular component: fibrinogen complex. The record is from RefSeq and is a predicted model, not a curated record. NCBI's taxonomy places the organism in Eukaryota, Metazoa, Chordata, Lepidosauria, Squamata, Pythonidae. Gene Ontology annotation, biological process: positive regulation of heterotypic cell-cell adhesion; blood coagulation; blood coagulation, common pathway. Gene Ontology annotation, molecular function: protein-macromolecule adaptor activity; extracellular matrix structural constituent.